AUGCUCAUUGUUGGAUAUUUCUUUGUUAAAUCACAGGAAAAUAGGUAUGCAAUGAUGGAUCCUUGCUAUCCUCAGUUGCCUGUAGGUUUUAUUCGUGAACAAAGCAAUGUAAUCAUGAGGCAGCUACUUCGUUCAAGACGGCCAUUUAUUGCUCACAUAACCGAUGCUAUGGGCAAUGAAAUAUUUAGGGUUCGCAGGCCAUUUUGGUGGAUAACCAGUUAUUUUUAGAUGUAGGUUACAAUCUAUGCAGAGGUUGAUGGAAAGGAAAUUGGUGUAGUUUGCAGAAGAUGGCACCUUUGGAGGCGAAUAUACGACUUAUACUUUGGGAAUAAACAGUUUGCUGUGGUUGAAAACCCUGGUCUUUGGAACUGGACCUUCACUCUAAAGGAUGAAGAUGAUAAUGUGCUCGCUCAGAUUGAUCGGGACUGGAGGGGGUUUGGCCUUGAGCUUUUCACUGAUGCUGGUCAGUAUGUCAUUCGAUUUGGUAAUGCUUACUCAAGUCCAAAGAUUGGUCUUGCAUCAGUUGUACAAGAAUUGGAAGUUAAGCGUCCAUUGACUCUGUCGGAAAGAGCUGUCGCUGUCGCUCUUGCCAUUUCUCUAGACAAUGACUUUUUCUCACGAACUGUCGGUGGCUGGGGCCUCCCCGUCAUUGUUGCUGCUUGGGUAAUGGUAAAGGAUGCCCUAGGAUGGACAGAGCGGGAUUCCCAUCCCGUGCGAAACUAUAGUGGAGCUUGUUUUCCUGAUUUCUCUAGCCUACUUUUCUUCAAACGGUGAAUCUACAUAUUGAAGAAUAAGCGGUGGACCCUCCCUUAGCAGCCAUACCUUCACGAGAUCGGCGUUUUGUCGUUCUCCCUGCUGUUAUCAGUCCGGGAAGCUGCCGAACUCCUUCAGUCCCCCUCCAAACCCUGCCAACUAUGCAUCUCUUUUCUCUUGACUUUCCACAUUCUCUCCCUACUAAAUUCGAUCCUGAAACACCUUUUAAAAUCAUAGAACGAUGUCAGGGUAAGGAACCAUAUGGAAAAUUUUAGUCUAUAGUUUUAUAGAAAGUAAUGUCAUUGUUUCUUUCCUUUAUGUUGUUUUGUGUU
Molecule: messenger RNA, 1085 nt
Organism: Phalaenopsis equestris
Lineage: Eukaryota; Viridiplantae; Streptophyta; Magnoliopsida; Asparagales; Orchidaceae
Product: altered inheritance rate of mitochondria protein 25
Biological process (GO): plasma membrane phospholipid scrambling
Cellular component (GO): plasma membrane
Molecular function (GO): phospholipid scramblase activity
Source: RefSeq, a predicted model, not a curated record